Molecule: messenger RNA, 2233 nt
Organism: Exaiptasia diaphana
Lineage: Eukaryota; Metazoa; Cnidaria; Anthozoa; Actiniaria; Aiptasiidae
Product: rho guanine nucleotide exchange factor 39
Exons: 17
Coding region: 75-1868 (597 amino acids)
Cellular component (GO): cytoplasm
Molecular function (GO): guanyl-nucleotide exchange factor activity
Source: RefSeq, a predicted model, not a curated record
ACAACAAAACUACUGUUUCUUUUCUUAAAUCUAAAGACUUACCGGAGAUCGGUUUGAUCAAACGUUCCAUCAACAUGGCGUCCAUGAGAUACACAGGAGUUGGUACUUCGAAAUCGAAAAACGGGAAAUUAAAAUCAGCCAAGAAGUUUCUCUCGCUCCAAGUUUCGUCCACCACAACAAACUURUCGAAGGARAUGAGUGGAAUCCUUCAAACUCAAACCAUGGCUCGCAAAAGAAAGAAGGUCAUCRCAGAGAUUUUUACAACUGAAACAACAUAUCAAGAACAGAUCCAUACUCUUAUUAAUGUAUUUUUGGAAGAGUUAAGGAAGACAGAUCUACUUCCCAMUGAAGCAAUCAAYAGCAUCUUCUCAAAYAUUGAGGGAAUACAGGCCAUMAAUAAAGAACUGAGAAGUCAUAUGGAGACCCUUGGUGUUGGYGAUGCUUUCCUUGCRAUGGCACCCUUUAUCAAACUGUAUAGUACUUAYGCAAAUAACUUUGAACAUGCAAGCAGAAUACUGCAAGAAUGGGAGAGGAAGUCUCCAGAGUUUGUUCAGUUUAUCAYAAGACAAGAAGCCAAAGAAGAAUGCAAAGGUCUUAACCUCAGGUCACUCCUGAUUACACCAGUUCAAAGAGUCCCGCGGUACAAGAUGCUUCUUGAAAGUUUACUCAACAAAACUCCAAGAGAUUAUCCUGACUUUAGCAAAUUAGAAGAAGCUACAGAGGAAAUUGCAAAAGUAGCUGAGCACAUCAAUGAGAAUAUCAGACAGCAUGAAAACUUUCAAAAAAUGCUUCAAAUCCAGAAGAGUUUCACUGGGGAAGGAGCACCAAAGAUCCUCGCUCCAGGACGACUUUUYAUUAAAGAUGGACCACUGUUAAAGGCUUGUAGACGUGGGUCGCAAGAAAGAAUGUUUUUCCUGUUUUCUGAUAUUCUUAUUUAUGCCAAGAAAAGUGGAUCAGAAAAAGACCAAAGCACAUACUCUUCUCAGCGAGUCUUUCCUCUCAAAAACUGUCAACUGGAGCAAAUGUUUGGAAGUUCUGAUGAAGCAGCGGAUGCUGGAUCGAUGUUCAAGAUUACAUGUGCAGACAAAACGCUCUUUUUGUAUUCGAAAUCAAAAUGUGAAGCAGUUUCGUGGUUCAAAGCUAUUCAGGAUGCUAUUGGAACAUUGAAAACGUGCAGAGCAUCACUCAAACGAGUCAGUCGUGGACCAAGCGCGAGAGAAAAACCUCGAAGAACYCCUUUAAAUCGAAGAGCGGUUUUGAAAAGUAGGAUAAUGACGCCUAAAAGUGCUGAUAAAAAGACGUUCGAGUUUGAUUGCCUGAGCCCUGCGGCGCUUAUCAAAGACAGUUUAUAUCCACUGCGAAAAGAACUAAAGAAGAAAAAASAAAUGAAGAAAUCCCAAGCAGAAGACGAGCAACCUUGGCUAGAAGAAGCUUCGUCAUUGGGUAAUGAAGACAAUGGCAGCGUAAUCAGCCAUUCGGAAAGCUUAUUCAAUGAGAAAAUGGAACGUAGUGAUGAURAUGAAUACGAAGACGAUGAAGAUUACGAUGAUGAAGAAUUUGAUGAGGAUGAUGACGAAGAUGAGCAAGACGUCGAACCCAAAACUCCAAGUGGUCGAAUAGAUYCUGUCAAUCAUUCAGUGAUUGACAGGCAAGACACGCCCUCUUGUUCAGACAGCGAUGGUGAGAAUGAUGACGAUGAAGAGAGCGUUUUGAAGCCUCCGAMGAAAAGGAAAGUUACUAUCAACGAGAAAGAAAAUCAGUUUGACUAUCUUUCCCCGCUGCCUUCCAAGAAAACGUGUAUUUUACCCAGGCUGCUUUGCGGUGGUGUCAAUCGYACACCGUUGUCAAGUUCAAGACCAAGAAAAUAAAGSCAACUAUUAUUCAUGACACUUGACUUUCAUUGUGCCCAGAUCACUUCUAUCGUUCACCAUGACCGAGGUGCUCUGGGAUCGAGAUUUUACAUAACAAACUCAAUAUUUCAAAUUUCAAGCCAUUUUCACGGUAUGACUUUUUAAAUUUUGAAAAUACUGGAAAAAUUAUUCUGGAAAGAAAAUGAUAUUUUUUUUAUUCAAUUAAGGGUCUCUAACACAGGUCUUUCUAGUCAUCACGCAGGCUAUCGCGCAGUUGCAUCUGCUUGUCUGUAGACUGGAACUAGAGGGCGAGGAAUUUAAAAUGAAUUUGUARAUACACAUUUAAUCAAUAUGUCAAUAAUUUUGCUUUUAUCUAAUAAAUU